This is a messenger RNA of Malania oleifera, 1238 nucleotides long. RefSeq names its product aquaporin NIP2-1-like. The coding region runs from base 119 to 985 and encodes 288 amino acids. The record is from RefSeq and is a predicted model, not a curated record. Gene Ontology annotation, biological process: transmembrane transport. The transcript is spliced from 5 exons. Gene Ontology annotation, cellular component: membrane. Lineage: Eukaryota; Viridiplantae; Streptophyta; Magnoliopsida; Santalales; Ximeniaceae. Gene Ontology annotation, molecular function: channel activity.
AAUUAAGCUAUAAAGGCCUUCGGUCGAGCUGCCCAUAUUGCUUUCAGUGAUUUUGCAAAGGAUACAGACCAGGAAUUAAGUAACUCUAUCAGAUCCAGAAGUAUACAUCUGUAGAUUAAUGGCCACAACUACUGCCAACACGAACCAGGAUGAGAUGGAAUACUCAUCAGAAUUCCCAGAUGAACUGAAGCCAUCUGCUUAUCAUUACGCUUUGAGGUUUAUUCAACAAAACUACCCCCCCGACUUUUUCAAAAAGGUGGGUGCGGAAAUGAUAGCGACGUAUCUGCUUGUGUUUGUGACAUGUGGCUCGGCAGCUUUAAGCAAUGGGGGUGAUGAAGAGCAAAGAGUGUCUAAACUUGGAGCCUCAAUUGCGGGUGGCCUUAUUGUCACCGUCAUGAUCUACGCCGUCGGACACAUCUCCGGCGCCCACAUGAACCCGGCCGUCACCCUUGCCUUCUCCGCCGUUCGACACUUCCCCUGGAAACAGGUUCCGUUGUAUGGAGCAGCUCAAUUAACAGGAAGCAUACUGGCUGCAUUUACACUGCGGUUUCUACUGCAUCCCAUCACGAAUAAUGUCGGGACGACUUCACCCUCCGGCUCUCACCUUCAAGCUUUGGUCAUGGAGGCCCUCGUUACCUUCUCCAUGAUGUUCAUCACUUCCGCUGUCGCCACCGAUACCAAAGCUAUAGGGGAGCUUGCAGGUAUAGCAGUAGGUUCCGCUGUCUGCAUUACUUCCAUUUUGGCCGGACCGAUAUCAGGAGGAUCGAUGAACCCGGCGAGGAGUAUAGGGCCAGCCGUAGCCAGCGGGUACUAUAAUGGGUUAUGGGUGUAUGUGGCUGGUCCCCUGCUGGGCGCACUGCUAGGGGCUUGGACCUACUCCCUCAUUAGGGUUAUGGACAAGGGCAAUCCCGCACUCCAUUCACAUUCAUCCUCCUUCAAACUCCGCCGACUCACCACUCAGACCGACGCUUUCGAUGCCGUCUAGCUAUCAUUCCACAUUCAUAUUCUUUUUCAUGGAUUAUUGCAACAAGCAGCCUAGCUCCGCCUGCCUUAAUUUGUUGGUGUUCGGUCGAGCUUCUGUACGCACCCUUGUCUGCUAGUAUAUGCUCUACUAGCUGUGUAAACUGCAUGCUUUGUACUAUGGCUGGGACAGUGAUGCCACUUAUAUUUGCCAUCCAAAAUCUAAUUCCAGCUUAUAUAAAUGCCUAGGGCUAGAAUUAGAAUGAGUUUCUUCUGAA